AUGGAUGCCAGGACGGGCGCGAGCCCGGCACAGACGACUGGCGACAGCUACUUUAGCACGCGAACAAAGUCCAACCUCUCCAAGGCUGAGUCCACAUCCAAGAGCAGCAUGUCGAGGUCUCGGAGCGGCUCCAAAGAUUCACCACCGUUGGAGAAACGUCUGGUCCGGCAGCCUUCCGGCAGAAUGGCGCCCCAGGAGGGUACGCCGCGACCCGACGCCCACGCGAGGGAGGCUGCGAGCGAGGGACGAGCGUCGAGGAAAGGGUCGCUGGCCGAUGAGGAGCCGGCAGGGGUCCCUGAAGCGCGGGCGAUGAAAACGCCAGAGGCAAACCAGUCUCGCCACACGCUUUUGCAUACGAGCUCGGGAGCUUGGGAGGGCAGGGGUGGCGGCUCGGCGCCGCCCACGCCAUGUCGCACCCUCUACGUCAUGUACGGCGAUGCCAUGCCUUUUGCUGCAGGGGGUGGUGGUCAUGCGCCUGGCCAACGGGAGGGCGUCGCGGGGGGCGCCAAGGCUGCAUCGGACAGUCUCUGA
This is a messenger RNA of Verticillium alfalfae VaMs.102, 531 nucleotides long. RefSeq lists its product with no specific name. Bases 1 to 531 code for a protein of 176 amino acids. The record is from RefSeq and is a predicted model, not a curated record. The transcript is spliced from 2 exons. NCBI's taxonomy places the organism in Eukaryota, Fungi, Ascomycota, Sordariomycetes, Glomerellales, Plectosphaerellaceae.